Pungitius pungitius (ninespine stickleback) is the source of this 3869-nucleotide messenger RNA. RefSeq names its product clathrin heavy chain linker domain-containing protein 1-like. The transcript is spliced from 11 exons. NCBI's taxonomy places the organism in Eukaryota, Metazoa, Chordata, Actinopteri, Perciformes, Gasterosteidae. The record is from RefSeq and is a predicted model, not a curated record. The coding region runs from base 390 to 2141 and encodes 583 amino acids.
CCAAGAAUUCACAUCAACGUGCGUGAUCGGGUGUAAUUUUAAAAAAGAAAAAAAUUAAACCGUAAGAUAACAAACAACUAAAUAAAAAAUAACCUCACGGGUGCAAUUUGCCAGUAACCAUAGCAACGCAGUCGAAGAGUAAAUCAAAGUCAGCACGGCUAGAUCCAAAGGAUCUCCGAAUAUUUUAUGCUGUGGUUGAUUCAGCAUUUACUUCUUUCGUCGACUCUAUCGUUAUUUAAAUUGGUGUUCAUUGGUGCAUGUUUUAAAGCGGAUGCAGACAAAUCCAUAACAUACAUUUCCCAGGUGACUUCACACUUCACCUCAGUGCACCUUUACGUCAGUUGGACAUAAAUCGGAGAGAGUUAACGUGACAUAUAACAAUAACAACGAUGUCUGCGCCACGAAACCGCUCGUCGUUGAUAAUAGAAGACGGAUGUUCAACGCGGGGCAUUUUGAUUUCUGAGAGCGAUGAAAGGUUUUUCCGAUCCCUGGAUGAAUUCAUCGAACAAGAGACACGGUUCCUGCGGAGUUCCGGAGAGGAACCGGACGGCCUCCGGUUCUCCAUCUACCGCUGCGUCUUCAAUAAGGUGAUUGGACGAGCGACGGCCUACAAGAGACUUCUUCUGACCAUAAAGGGCGAGUAUGACGACGUCAUCGGGGCGCUGCAGAGGAGGAGGGACGAGGCCGAGGCGGCUCAGAGAACUUUGGCGGCCUCCGUGUCACGCACCAAGUCCCUGAUGAGGUGCCAGAGACGAGCCGCCCACCUCAGGGAGAGAAUCUGUGUAAUUCAGAAGGAAACAGCAGAACUUCGAGAGGAGAUGAAGAGACAGAAAUCAUCUCAAGAGCAGAGCACAUGGAUACCUGGUCUGACUGUGGCCCAAUCAGCGGACCCGGAGGCUCUGGACGGACAGCUGAGGCGCCUGGAGUCCCAGAGGGCCGCUCUACUGGACGGGAAGGGUCACCGCGUCUCCCUGGAGGUCAAAGCCGAGCUGGACGCCGAGCUGCAGGGACUCGAGGACCGCAGAGACCAGCUGAGCACCAAGAACAACCAGCUCAAAGUCCUAUACAAGCGUCUGACGUUAGUGUCCGACCGUCUGUCCAGCCGGGGGGGCGAGAAUCAGCAGGUUCCUCUGGAGGAGCUCUUGGGUUCCACGCUGGAGGACAUCAGGCAGAGCAGCGUGACGGAGGAAGAAGGCCGCUUCAUCGACGCCAACUUGUUCGAGCACGAAGAGCCGACCGGAGUCGACGAGUCCAAACUCCUGGAGGAGUACCUGAACAGGUUCAUUGAGCUCUUUGAUUCGGCUCAGUACGAGGAGGCCGCUCUCCUCGCCGCUCGCUCCCCUCGAGGAGUGCUGAGGAACCUCGACGUCAUGGAGAUGUUUGAAGGUGUGAAGGGGCCCCCCGGCUGCGUCGCCCCUCUCUUCCUCUUCCUCCAGGCCCUGCUGGUGACCCUCCCUGCCGGCGAGAAGCUUCCGGCGGCUCUCUCCCUGCAGCUCGUCCACAGUUCCCUGCGGCAGGGCGCCACGCGGCUCAUCACCCACGCCGUCAACUACGACAGACUGACCCUCUGUGAGGAUCUGGGCGACGCCCUGACGGAGCACGCUCAGAGGAGCCCCGCCGUGGCCGACGUGUGUCUGGCGUUGGCCACCACCGUCUACGCGGCCUGCGGGCCGGACAGGAAGACCGCGCUGACCCUCUGCAGGAGGGGCUUCAUCCACGGCGCCGCAGAGUUCAUCGAUCACAGCCAGGACCUCACAGCUGAGGACUGCAUGUGGGUUCUGCGCCGCUCGCCCAGCCUCUGCCUCCUCCAGCUGUUGACAAGACCCCGGCAGGGCCGGGCGGCCAUCUUGUCGAUGGGCGCGGCCUGUUGCACUCUGCUGGCCGACCCUCGGCAGCGGCAGCUCGCUCUGCAGCUCCUGGACAGCUUCGUCAGCGGAGGGCGAGGGGGUUUGGAGGAGGUGAUCCUGCAGGACAGCAGCUCUUCAGCGGACGAUUGGGCUGUCGUGACGUCUCUGUGCACUGAGCUGAACCGGGCUGACCUGAGCCAGGCCGUUCGAUCCAUUCUGCUGGACCAGAGUGGCACCGGAGUUCUGAGCCCGGACCCGGAGGGAGCCCGGCUCAUGGAGCACGUCUUCCUGUGAGAACCGAGCCUGGAAGGCAGAAGAAUCACAGACGGCCAAAAGAUGAUGCCGGCUAUAAAAGUCAGCCAAUGACAAGGUUCUAUGUACAGUCUAUAUUUAACUAAACUAAAGUAAUUUCCUUCAUCACGGUCAUGUGAUCUCCUAAUCUAGGAGACCUUUGACCUUCGAUCUUCGCUUGGUUUCUGUGAGAUGACUCAGGUAAAAAUCCAAGGUAAUGGCGUCUGACGGCCAGCAGGAGGCGAACAGACUCACAAAGGGAGAUUAAAGUGGCCUUUAAGCUCUCACAGACAGAGGGGGAGCAGCAUUAUCUCAGUUUAAUUAUAUACACUGGUCAAUUUUCCUAGUGUUUGUACAAACGACCUUGAAAGCAGAGGUGAAACAAGGAAAUAUUUAAUCAUAUGGGGAAUCAUAAUUGGGAAAGAAGUGAUGACUGCCAUGAAAGUGAAAUAAUUCAUGGGCACUCUAAAAUUCCAACCAAAUCUACCUCCAUUAUGACAUAAAAAUGUCCAAAUAACAUUGUAAAAUUACAAAACCAAAAAUGUAUUGUUACGGGUUGGUGUUUCAUCUAUUGAUUUGAGUGAGGCAAGAGGUGAAAGGUCAACUAUACCUGUAGACCUCCUCCGCCUCUCUCUGGUGUCAGAGGACCGUAAAACACCUUUGACUUUGGCCGUGAGGUGGUGCAACAGCCACGAUCACCCUUUAUUCUCAUAACUAGAACAAACAUUUAACCCUUGAUCUCAGCAACACAACCCGUUUAUCUCUAAUCUGAACCAAUAUGUCCCUCAUCACAAUUGCAGCGGGUCGCGAGUCCUCACAAGUCCAACUAACCUGACAACACGCACCGUUUAGCCGGUCAGACAGAGGAGGCCUUGUGUCGCCCGCAGGCCUCGGUCUGUGAAUGAAGCUCCACACAGACUGAGAUAACACACUCCCACUGGUCUGUAAACUGAGGCCGACUGUCCUCGAGGUCCAGUUUCCAAUAUUUUCCAAUACAAAGAGGUGUGUUUCAAAGAGGAGAAAGAUUUUCAAAAGGAAUGUGUACAUGAAGAGCAGAAGAAGGACGAGAGAUGCAAAGAUUUAGUGCUGACUCACAACUGCUUGGCUCCAUUUACAACACAUUGAUCCCCUGCUGUGUGUGUGUGUGUGUGUGUGUGUGUGUGUGUGGCACAAUGACACAGCUUCUUUGAUUUUCAAACCCCUCCUUCCUUCCCUCUUGGAUGAAAAAGGAUACGCUCCCAACCGUGUGUGUUAAUGUUACAUCUUUGUGAUGAGCUGAAGGAUGAAAUGUUCCUCUAAAUAGUCCCACUUCUAUCAGUAAAUAAACUCGCAUCAUCUGGAAAAUGCUGUCACAAAGCUGUUUUCCAGGGUUUAUGAAAAGUAGAUUUAUUGUUUUCUUAAUUUGUGGUUAUUUGAACCUUCCUACAAAUGUACUCAUUAAUUAGGCUACACUCAUCAUCAUCAUCAUCAUCAUCAUCAUCAUCAUCAUCAUCAUCAUCAUGCCUCAACACACCUCUGAAAUAUUUCCCAACAAUCGACUCUACAGUAUUAUACAGUAUUUUUCACCAAAAACCACACCUUUAAUCUAUGGAAAUAUGAACCGAAAUCAACUCACACAACUGAUUCACAUUCAUGAUGUAAUUCUCUCCAUCAGGAUAUUAUGUGUGUGUUUUACUCGGGGAUCAGUAGAAAAUAGUGUAAAAUGCUGUGUAAUCCCCCCCCCUCCCCCAC